AUGGCCGUCGGCGGAUUCAGCCACAUAUUCGUGGUAAUCGAUAAGUUCACAAAAUGGAUCGAAGUCAAGCUGAUGACAACCACUACAGCAGCCAAGGCAGCCGAGUUAAUCAAGGAGAUAUCACACCGUUUCGGAGUGCCUAACCAGAUCAUUACCGAUCUGGGUACUUCGUUCACAGGAUCCAAAUUCUGGGACUACUACCAAGAGAGCUGCAUCGACAUCUACUACGCCUCCGUAGCGCACCCCAUGUGCAAUGGCCAAGUUGAAAGGGCCAAUGGCUUGAUCCUCCAGGGGCUCAAGACUAGAAUUUUCGAUCCGAUCGAAAAAUACGGUGCAAACUGGCUCCAAGAACCACCCAGAGUAGUCUGGGGGCUCUGCACACAGAAAAGCCGGGCUACCGGCUAUUCGCCAUUCUUCAUGGUGUAUGGUUCUAAAGCAGUCUUGCCAUCGGACAUAGCUUUUGGUGCUCCGCUCAUCCAGUACUAUGACGAAAAUGAAGCCGAGUCAACUCGAUGCACUGACAUCAACUCGAUAGAGGAGCACUGCCUGACGGCCUCCAUACAACACGCGAGAUAUGAGCGACAGCUCCGGCGCUAUCACAAUCGCAAUGUCCACGAGCGUGACUUCAACGUCGGCGACCUGGUUCUACGAUGA
This is a messenger RNA of Panicum virgatum (switchgrass), 654 nucleotides long. RefSeq lists its product as uncharacterized. The transcript has a single exon. The record is from RefSeq and is a predicted model, not a curated record. Gene Ontology annotation, biological process: DNA integration. The coding region runs from base 1 to 654 and encodes 217 amino acids. Gene Ontology annotation, molecular function: nucleic acid binding. Lineage: Eukaryota; Viridiplantae; Streptophyta; Magnoliopsida; Poales; Poaceae.